AUGCCUGAAUAUAAAUCUAAAGUAUUUAUCAAUGCUCAGUUUGAUGUUGUUUGGCAAAAACUUUUGGAUAAAAUAGAACAUCCAGAAAAAUAUGUUCAAGGAAUUCGUCAUGUUGAAAUAUUAGAAAAUGAAAGUGAUCAUGUUUUAAGAAUUGUUCAAUUUGAAAAUGAUAAAUGGGAACAAUUAAAAGAAUUAAUUGUUCCUGAUAAAACAAGAGGAAUUAUUGUUUAUCGUUUAAUUGAUCAUCCUUAUUUUCAAGGUGAAACAAUUAAUAUUUGUCGAACAACAAGUCAACUUUUUCAAUCAGAAUUACAAUAUAUAAUUGAUUGGAAAUUAAAAGAUCAAAAUCUUACUGAAUCAAUUCAAGUUAAACAUUCUACAGAACAAGCUUUACAAUUAGCUCUUCAAGAAAUGAAGAAAAUUUCAGAACUAGCCGAAUCAAAUUAUGAAUAA
Messenger RNA from Rotaria sp. Silwood1, 453 nucleotides. The record is from the annotation of a GenBank genome assembly. NCBI's taxonomy places the organism in Eukaryota, Metazoa, Rotifera, Eurotatoria, Philodinida, Philodinidae.